Ceratotherium simum simum (southern white rhinoceros) is the source of this 3390-nucleotide messenger RNA. RefSeq names its product fyn related Src family tyrosine kinase (gene FRK). The record is from RefSeq and is a predicted model, not a curated record. NCBI's taxonomy places the organism in Eukaryota, Metazoa, Chordata, Mammalia, Perissodactyla, Rhinocerotidae. Gene Ontology annotation, biological process: protein phosphorylation. Gene Ontology annotation, molecular function: protein tyrosine kinase activity; ATP binding; protein binding.
CAAAAAGAAACCAGGAAGUAAGGAGAAAUUAUCACAGUCGGUUCAUAGCUCAGGAUGUUAAACGCAAUAGCCUCCGCUGGUUGGUUAUUCAUUAGCGAAAAAGAAAGAGCAGUGGGGGUCAGGACUGAUCAAACUACAGAGCCAGGCUUGAAGCAGGGAGAGAGCUCCUGGCGAAAGCAAGACGUGGAGAUCUUACCUGGAGUUAACACCUUUCUCUUGUUAACUUUUCCUUGGGACAAAAGGCAAGACGACUCUUUUCUGUUCUCAGACGUUUGUCUAAAUAAAGCCCUCUGAUUUUUAUUUUUGUUGUGGGAUUCCUAAGCAGACAAGAAGAAAAGGCGUCUUCCAACUGAGCAGCUGCUCAGCUCUCACUCUCUUGAGCUCCGGGGCAGCAGCCACGGCCACAGAAAGCAAGCCGGUGAGUCUCUCCAAGCAGGACUUGCCGCAGCCAGGUCUGCCGGACUGUUGCAAAACAGGGCUUUGCACACUCACCAAAGCCUGGUGAGUUGGUGCUGAUUUCAAAGUCGCCUGGUGGAGGAAGAGAACGUGGAUCUGCAGAGACUAAGGGGAGAAGGAGAAGCCACUCUCUCCUCCUCCCCACCAGGGCACCAUGGGCAACGUCUGCCUGAGGCUCCGGGGGUACUUGGAGCCCUGUCUCCCCUGCUUGUCCCGGGAGGCAGACAAGCCGGUAGUGAUUGAGAACCCAGGGGCCCGCCCCUCCCCUGAUGCUCCCCGGCCACAGAGGCGGGAGCCCGAGAGAAGCCGCUACUUUGUGGCACUGUUUGAUUACCAGGUUCGGACUGCAGAGGACCUGAGCUUCCGCGCGGGCGACAAGCUCCAAGUCCUGGACACUUCCCACGAGGGCUGGUGGUUCGCCAGGCACUUGGAGAGAAGGGCAGACGGCUCCGGCCAGCAACUGCAGGGCUAUAUUCCUUCUAACUACGUGGCUGAGGACAGGAGCCUCCAGGCAGAGCCGUGGUUCUUUGGAGCAAUCAAGAGAGCAGAUGCAGAAAAACAACUAUUAUAUUCAGAAAAUCAGACGGGCGCCUUUCUCAUCAGAGAAAGUGAAAGCCAGAAAGGAGAAUUCUCCCUCUCAGUUUUAGAUGAAGGGGUUGUGAAACACUACAGAAUCAGAAGACUGGACGCAGGGGGCUUUUUCCUCGCCCGAAGGCAAACCUUUUCAACACUGAAUGAGUUUGUGAGCCACUACACCAAGACAAGUGAUGGCCUGUGUGUCAAGCUGGGAAAACCAUGCUUAAAGAUAGAAGUCCCAACUCCUUUUGACUUGUCCUAUAAAACUGUGGACCAGUGGGAGAUCGACCGCAACUCCAUACAGCUUCUGAAGCGAUUAGGAUCCGGUCAGUUUGGCGAAGUGUGGGAAGGCCUGUGGAACAAUACCACUCCAGUAGCAGUAAAAACAUUAAAACCAGGUUCAAUGGAUCCAAAUGACUUCCUGAGGGAGGCACAGAUAAUGAAGAACUUGAGACAUCCAAAGCUUAUCCAGCUUUAUGCUGUUUGCACUUUAGAAGAUCCAAUUUAUAUUAUUACAGAGUUGAUGAGACAUGGAAGUCUGCUAGAAUAUCUCCAAAAUGACGCUGGAGCUAAAAUUCAUCUGACUCAGCAGGUAGACAUGGCAGCACAGGUUGCCUCUGGAAUGGCCUAUCUGGAGUCCCAGAACUACAUCCAUAGAGAUCUGGCUGCCAGAAAUGUCCUUGUUGGUGAACAUAAUAUCUACAAAGUGGCAGAUUUUGGACUUGCAAGAGUUUUUAAGGUAGAUAAUGAAGACAUCUAUGAAUCUAAACACGAAAUAAAGCUGCCGGUGAAGUGGACUGCGCCUGAAGCCAUUCGUACUAAUAAAUUCAGCAUUAAGUCCGAUGUGUGGUCAUUUGGAAUCCUUCUUUUUGAAAUCAUUACUUAUGGCAAAAUGCCUUAUAGUGGUAUGACAGGUACUCAGGUAAUCCAGAUGUUGGGUCAAAACUAUAGACUCCCUCAACCGUCUAACUGCCCACUGCAAUUCUACAACAUCAUGUUGGAGUGUUGGAAUGCAGAGCCUAAGGAACGGCCAACAUUUGAGACACUGCAGUGGAAACUUGAGGAUUAUUUUGAAACAGAAUCUUCAUAUUCAGAUACAGAUAACUUCGUAAGAUGAACACUGAAACACAUCAAAUAAUGAAGCAGCAAUAAAGUUCAAUAAUCAGACCCAAAAUGCAACCGUAUUAGCCAAUUGCGAAAUGAGAUUAUCUUGACAUAGUCAAGUGAUGGGGUAAAUUUGGCCACGUAUUAUAAAAAAGAUUAUUUGUGCAUUUUAUUGACUGGGCAACACUGCAGGGCAUUCUACGAUGAUUUAUCAUUUCCUCACGGCCUGACAAAAUGAAAUGCACUAAACAAAGUUAUUUUUCUUUUUAAAAGAUGCUUACAUUUCUAUUUAUUGCUUGAAAUGCCGAUCAAGAGGAUCAACAGAUGACAGUCAAUUUUUACUCAGUGACUGUUGUAGCAUUUUCCUGUUUACUGAUUAAAAUGGUUAUUCAUUAUUCCUUGGAUUGCUGAAUCCCAUCAGGCUGUUAUUAUGAAGGGAUUUGAUUGCUUUGCUGCACAGCAGGACCUGUGCUUUGAGAUUUUUUUUCUCUUUUAAAAUAUCCUGUAACUACAAUGAUAGUAAAACCAUGUUAAAUGACUUGAUUGUACUGGAAUAAUUGCACAUAUUUUUUUUCCUAUGCAUAAAAAAAUGAAGCAGCUGUUGAUAAAAAGAAUUAAAAUCUGUCUCAUUCUGUGGAAGGAAAUGAUGGAGUUUUUCUAUACCUCAGUUUGUGUCAUCUGAGAAUCAUCUAAAUUCCUUUUAAUCUCUUAAUGUUAGGAAUCAGAUUGUAAAGCUGAUGAGUUAUUAUCUAUGACAAUAUGCAAGAAACAUCUAAUAGCCUGCAAGAUCAGAGAAAUAGGUAUCAAAAUACUUUAGGAAAAUGAGAGGAGAGCAGUAGGAUGUUUUGGCCUAGGAUUUCUGAAUAAUUAAAAAAAUGUACCUUUGACAUAAAGGCCAGAGUUUUAAAUUGACUACAAAGCAGGUCCAGCUCUGUUUCAGAUCUAGAGAGUAGGAAUAAUGUUUGACCUUGGUUGUGAAACUGCAUCUUCUGUCUGGAAGGACCAGAGGGUUUUUACUCAUCUUAAGUUUGCAUUAACCUUUGUAAGAAUGUUACUGUUUUAAGCAAUGGGUGCAUCAAAUUCUGUGUCUCGUUAGAUGAUUAGGGAAAGUUCUCAAAGGUGGUUUCAAAAUCAGAUAUAUAGUCAAAGAUCUUCUGAUGUGCAGCAAUGUGAAUGAAACAAGUCACAAGCAAACAAUAUUGUGAGUAUAUUCUCUCAUCUUGAAAGGGGAAGAAGAGCGUAUCUAAACAGUUA